Molecule: messenger RNA, 831 nt
Organism: Paramecium octaurelia
Lineage: Eukaryota; Ciliophora; Oligohymenophorea; Peniculida; Parameciidae
Source: the annotation of a GenBank genome assembly
AUGAAUUCACCUCUCAAAGAACUAGAAUAAAUAUAAUUAAGACAAAUAGAACAAGGCUACUAUUAGAACGAUACUGAAUAAAUAAAAUAAAUCCUAAAUUCCAUAAAAUUGCUUGCUUUUGAAAACCUAAGCAAAAAACAAAAAAAAUAGACUAUAAAAGUAGAAGAGAAUUAUAAGAGUAGGGAUUAAAAUGAAAUAGCGCAAUUUUACAGAAAUCAAUAUAAGUCAAUCGACAUCGUAGAAAGAUCUAAGCUAAGAUCUCGAAACAUUAAUCAAAAACUUAUCGAAUAUUAAAAUCGAAAUACACCUAAAAAUUUCAAAAUGGGUUUACCUUCACUUCGAUAUAGUGAAAUUGAAAGCAAUCCAGUUAAAUAAGCAGCAAAACCUGUUACAUCUUCUCAUACAGAAAGAAUCAAAUUUGAUAAGGCAAGAACUUUAUUAAAUAAAACCUUCAAUGAUUUUGCUCAAUAAUGGAUGAAAUGUGAGAAUAGGAACUCUCCUUCCUUAGUUAGGAAUGUCCCUAAUAUGAAGAAGGGAAACUCAAUUCUUUUGGAUGAACUCACCAGUAGGGCUCAAUCUAUUAUUGAGUCUGCAACCAUCAAUAAAAAGCUGAAAAAUAGAUUAUAUCAUUAAUAUGGAACACACACGCCUACUAAUAUAAGGGAUUAAUAAUUGGCUAUCACUUAAAUUUAAUUAGGUAAUCUUUCUUUCGAAAUACCAAAAUGUAAUAAAUUUUUAGUUGACCAAGAAAUGAGAAUCUUAAAAAGCAGAAUAGCUAAUAGAGCUAAACCGAAUAUCCUCGUGGUUGAUUAAAGAAGAAUGUAAGUAUGA